CUUUUUCCUCAGGCUUUCAAAGCAUCUCCCAGCAUGGACGGAGCUUUCGUGGGCACUUGGAGACCUCAUCGCCCACGGGGCCUCAUCUCGGCCCAGUUCACCAGCCCUGGACCCAAAUACUCAGUCCAGGGGACAACGGGUUACAUCAACCACAACCCCACCAAAGUCAAAGCCCCUGCGUACACCUGCAGAGGGGCAAAAGCUCCUGCGGAAGGCGGCUGCUCCCCAGGCCCUCGCUAUUACGUGGAGCCCUCCAUGACCAGGACUGGGAAGUACGUGGCUCCAGCCUACGCCAUCACUGGACUUCCCAGGAUAAAGACGGAGAUCACACCUGGACCCAGCGAUUACAGCCCGGAGAAGUCCAACCGACACAUCUUUAAGUGCCCGCCUGAGCCAUCCAUGGCCUUCCGGAACAGGGGAGUCAAAACCGACUUCACUCCAGGUCCCGGCACCUACACCUUGCCCAGGGUGCUGGGCCCCAACACGGCGCACACGCCUGCCAGCCCGUGCUACUCCAUGAAGAGCAGGAGUCAGCGGGAUCGCUACGAUGCUGAUCUCGCCAAGACCCCAGGCCCUGCGGCACUCCCAAAGAUCCAGCUGGACGUUUUCAAAACCAGAGCUCCCGGGUACACCAUGGGAACCCGAACUCAGCUCCGAGACAAGACGGUCAAACCGGGGCCGGCGGAUUACCGCACGGGAAGGGUGGAGCUGAUCAAGCCCCAGUCGCCUGCAGCCACGUUUGGACUGCGCCAUUCCGUGUACACCACUCCCCUGAUCCUCGACGUUUGA
Columba livia (rock pigeon) is the source of this 789-nucleotide messenger RNA. RefSeq names its product ciliary microtubule associated protein 1A-like. The transcript has 6 exons. NCBI's taxonomy places the organism in Eukaryota, Metazoa, Chordata, Aves, Columbiformes, Columbidae. The record is from RefSeq and is a predicted model, not a curated record. Gene Ontology annotation, cellular component: cytoskeleton. The coding region runs from base 34 to 789 and encodes 251 amino acids.